UUGAAGGGAUAACCAGACAUAGCCAAACAUCUCAGCAUCAUGUUUGGCUUUUAAGUUUGAAGAAAUUCAUCAGACAGGAACAGUUUUUGGAAUUAAAAACUUGACAACUUUUCGUCUUAAAAUAUUGCAGACAGCGAAGGCGGUUAUAGUUUGAUUGACAGCGCUUUCUAUGCUCCUCCCCCCGAGGCGCUUAAAUGACAGGCGCGCGCCUGUGAGCUCGCGGCUGACGCCAGUGAGAGAGAUGCUGUAGAGCAGCUCAACUUCCAGCAGCGAGUUAUUACUCUGUUAAAAAUAUUAUUUGUGCCUCAACAAUGAAAACCAUACUCGCUGCGUAUUCCGGUGUGAAAAAGGGCUCGGGCUCCAGCAUCCUCUCAGCCUUACACGACCUGCCCUCCGUCCCCUGGCUGACACAAUCCAAAAUCAUGAAAUAUCUGCAGGUGAUCUCUGUCCUGCAGUUUGUCAUCACAUUUCUUGCCAUGGGCAUUGGCUGCUCUUUGCUGCUGAUGUACAUGUUUUGCACAGACUGCUGGGUAAUUGCUGCCAUUUACACCGCCUGGCUGAUCUAUGACUGGAACACCCCUAAACAAGGAGGCCGUAGAUCGACCUGGGUGAGAAACUGGACUGUGUGGAAAUACUUUAGAGACUAUUUUCCCAUAAGACUCAUCAAGACACAUAACCUGCUUCCCAGCAGAAACUACAUUUUUGGCUAUCACCCUCAUGGCAUCUUCUGUUUUGGUGCUUUUUGUAACUUUGGGACCGAGGCCACAGGAUUCUCCAAGAUAUUCCCUGGAAUCAAGCCGUCUCUUGCCACAUUGGCUGGAAACUUCCGCUUGCCAGUCUUUAGGGAUUACCUGAUGUCUGGAGGUAUCUGCCCAGUAAACAGAAACUCCAUUGACUACCUCCUGUCUAGUAACGGUACGGGCAACGCUGUGGUCAUUGUGAUCGGAGGGGCUGCAGAAUCUCUGCACUGUACACCAGGAAUGAACUCUGUCACGCUGAAAAAACGCAAAGGUUUUGUGAAACUGGCCCUCAAGCAAGGUGCUGAUCUGGUGCCUGUCUACUCAUUUGGUGAGAAUGAGGUUUACAAACAGCUGAUUUUUGACGAUGACUCUUGGUGGCGAAUGGUUCAAAAGAGACUUCAGAAGAUUUUAGGUUUUGCCCCCUGCCUGUUUCAUGGCUGUGGACUGUUCUUCCCUGAGUCCUGGGGUCUUGUACCAUAUUGCAAACCCAUCACUACUGUUGUUGGUGAACCCAUCACAGUUCCAAAAAUCGAGGAGCCGAGUCAGGACGUCAUAGAUAUGUACCAUGCCAUGUACAUCAGGUCCCUCAAGUCUCUCUUUGACAAUUACAAGACCCGUUUCGGUCUAAAUGAGAGUGACACCCUUCAAAUUCAAUGAAAGACAGCAUAGAGGAAUAAAAACUUCAUAAAAGACUCUGGAACAUCUGCCUCCCAAAUGAAGUGCCUGUUCAUAGAAGGUGAAUGAAAUCAAUGCUGUUUCUGUUCAUAGUAAUCACAGUAAACUGUACUGAAAAGUACUGUAUCACAUGGGAUGCAGUGAAUCUAACCUGUGUCACUUCUGCUUGUUGCCACUGGGUGGCAAUGUGCAAUAAACACUACACCGAUUGCUGUCAAGUGAAAUCAAGAUUUUCUUCGCUUGUGGACAUAUAUUCCUACAUGGCAAUACAUUUACAAGUUAUGUAUUUAAGGUUUGCCCCCAUUAUUUUACUGCACAAGCAAUGCAGUUAUUGUGAGUUUUGCCUCACUAAAAAAAAUCACAAUGUGGUUGUGUAACCAAAGAGUGGAGGUUAAGCAAAAGUGAUUAAUUUGUGGGAAUAAGUUGGAAUAAAUAUAAAGAAAAUGAUCCUAUUUGAUCAUAGCUCGAAGGUAAAAGAGGAAGUAAAAGUGAAGUCUAGAGGGUGAAGAUUAUAAUGAAUACCUGUAAAUGUGUGAUUAUAUUAUUGGAAUGCUAAUGAAUGCUGGUCAUCUUUUUUUUCUGUAACACUAUUGAUAAUUCACCACAGAAGUAUUCAUUUUGCAUAUAUAAGUUGCACAGACAUGCUUUGCUGAGCUCAAGCAAAUAGUUUACCUGCUACUAACAUUGCAGCCUUCAAAUAAGUUCAGUUUUCACCAUGUCCCCCAGUUACAAGUAUCAGGCAUUUAUUUCAGAAACAAAUGCUGAAGAGACCUCAAAUGUGUUUGCAUGCCAAAUCAAACAAGCGUUUUAACUUGAAUUCAAGUGCCAAAAUGUAUAUAUGCAAUCAUUUUUAACCUGAGAUAUUAAAGUUUUUACUGUGAUUGUUUAUUCAGUGGAUUCAGGGGACCUUGCUCUUGAUAGGUUGAUAAUAAGCAAUUACUGUACAUGCUGACAUUUAACCAAGGUUUUACAGUGGUGAAUAUAUAAUAAAUGCUAAAGUGUCAAUCUCUGA
Carassius carassius (crucian carp) is the source of this 2427-nucleotide messenger RNA. RefSeq names its product diacylglycerol O-acyltransferase 2. Gene Ontology annotation, biological process: triglyceride biosynthetic process. The transcript has 8 exons. The record is from RefSeq and is a predicted model, not a curated record. Gene Ontology annotation, cellular component: endoplasmic reticulum membrane. The coding region runs from base 312 to 1397 and encodes 361 amino acids. Lineage: Eukaryota; Metazoa; Chordata; Actinopteri; Cypriniformes; Cyprinidae. Gene Ontology annotation, molecular function: diacylglycerol O-acyltransferase activity.